This is a messenger RNA of Cokeromyces recurvatus, 693 nucleotides long. RefSeq lists its product as uncharacterized. NCBI's taxonomy places the organism in Eukaryota, Fungi, Mucoromycota, Mucoromycetes, Mucorales, Mucoraceae. The record is from RefSeq and is a predicted model, not a curated record. The transcript has a single exon. The annotation marks the transcript as partial. Gene Ontology annotation, molecular function: protein binding.
UCUUAUAAUCAAUUAUGUGAUAUACCUGAAUCAAUUGGCUUUUUAUAUCAACUUGAAAUACUUGUUCUUUCACAUAAUCAAAUUCAAUCUAUACCGGACACAAUCGGUCUACUUUCUCAGUUAUAUGAAUUGGAUUUAUCUUAUAAUCAAAUUCAACAAUUAACACCUUUUACAAGUCAAUUAAAAUCAUUACAUGUCUUUGAUAUCAGUCAUAAUAGACUUGUGACUUUAACUUCUCGUAUUGGUGAAAUACAAACAUUAGCCUCCCUUGAUAUCUCUUAUAAUAAUCAAUUAAACUAUUUACCUGCUGAAAUUAUUCAAUUGCCCUCUCUACGCCGACUUGAUUUAGAUGGAUGUGUAUCGUUCAGCCUUCAUCAUCACCACCACCACCACCUGAAACAUGAUCCACCUAGUCUAUUAGAGACCUGCGCUCGAUAUAUUGUAAGGAAUGAAGAUCAAUUUGUAUCAAAUGAUUCACACAGCAUUCAAUCAAAAAUAACGACCAGACUCUUUAACUAUCUUUGUCAAUAUGAACGAUGCAGUCAUUGUCAUCUACCUUAUUUUGAAAGCUAUAUAUCAAAGAUACGUUGGAUUGAAAGGAAUGAGACGAUGUGGAUUCCAAUCGAAUAUCGAUUAUGUUCAGCUCAUUGGAUAGAUGAAAGGGAUCGUUUAUAUACUACCUUUUCAACUAGU